AUGGCCCAGCUGCAACCGGGGCAGCGGGUUCGUGACGACUACGGCGCUGCCGCCACGGAAGCGCGCGCGGACAUCGACGCGGUGGGUGGCGCGGAGCCCAUUGGCAGCAGGGGCGACUGCGGUUGCGACUCGGAGGCCGCGCGUCGACGCGCGGACGGGCAGGCGCCGCACCCUGACGCGGCGCGUCGCGGCGCGUGCGCGUGUCGCUUCUGCAGCUGGCGGUUCGACUCAGACGACGAGUCGGACUGCGAUCGCCCCUGCUCCGCUCAGGACUCGCCGCGCUUCCGCCCGCAACCCGUGCAGUGCGGGUGGCAGGGGGCUGCGGAAACAGUCGUCCGGGGAACGGCGCUGGGGGGAGCAGAGCUGGGGGGAACGGCGCUGGGGGGGAAGACGGGUGGCGGAGGGAGGGCGGAGGGCGAAGGGGCAGGUGGGGGAUGUGGGGACGAAGAGGGGCUAUGGAUGGGCGGAAGGGGAACUUACCCUGCGGGACGAUUCGUGGGGAGCGAUGGGGAGUGUGUGGUGCUGGCAGGUUGGGAUGGGUGCUGCGUGCUGCUGGACUCGAGCACUCUGCAGCAGCGAGCAUUGUUCCGGCCACCACCAGGGAUGCAGCUAGCAGAGCCAGCAGCAUGCCACGUGGUGGCGGCACCAUCACACGAUGGGCUCACAGCGCGUCUGCUGCUCGCCACGUCGCGCUCGCACGCCGCCUUCUGCUGCUGGGACCUCCUCUCCUCCCUCCUCGUCUCCUGCUUCCCCCCUCCCAACCCCACCGCCUCGCCCUCGCCCUCACCUGCGCCCUCGCCUGCGCCCUCGCCUGCGCCCUCCCCUGCGCCCUCCCCUGAGCCCUCCCCUGCGCCCUCCCCUGCGCCCUCCCCUGCGCCCUCCCCUGUGCCCUCCCCUGCGCCCUCCCCUGCGCCCUCCCCUGCGCCCUCCCCUGCGCCCUCCCCUGCGCCCUCGCCUGUGCGCUCACCGGGCUCCUCGCCCAUGAAUAGUCGCGUUCCCUCAGCACCACCACCAGCACCCACUGCUACGGCCGCAAACUGCUCCCCACUGUCCUCUCGUUGCCCCUCCUCCCACCCCUCGCCUGUGUACCACACGCCAUUCACCUGCUGCCCCUCGUCCUCCCCCCGUCAGCCACCGCCGCACCACUCACCCUGCCACAGCCACUCGCCACCUCAUGCCACGUCACCAUCGCCCCACGCACCCCUCCCCACUGUCCCCCCCGUCCUUCCUGCCUCCCCUGCCCCCGCCGCUUUCCCUACUGCUGCUGCGCCUAAGCCAGCAGGCACACAAGGAGUGGCCUCAGCAACCGCAACAGCAGAGGGGGCAGUGCUCGCACCCCAAGCGAGGCCCUCGGCCAUGCCGUCACCACCCUCCCCUGCCCCGUCUCCUCUCCCCAGCGCGCUAGCAGCGGUGCCUCGUACAGAUGUAACAGGUCACUGGUGUAGCAGGAUGGCGUCAGGGCAUGGCGCACUGCACAUGGCAUGCAGCUCGGCACUCGCAGGCAGUGCAGUGGGGCGGGGCAGCACGGGGUGUGCAGGUGCAAGCGAGCAUGCGGGGAGGUGCGCAGCAGAGGAGGGCAGUGUUGAGUUGCACCACUCACGCGCGGCACACCUCUGCUGCCCACCCCAACCUGCACGCAUGCACCACCGCCUCGCACCGCAGCACACCGCUGCUCCACCGGGUGGUAAAGUGCCGCUGACUCCACCUGCCUCUGAAACCCCCUCCCUCACUCCGCCAACCCCCCAACCCGCCUCCCUCCCCACCCCAUCCCCGCACCCGUCCCCACUCCCAUCGCCGCCAAACCUGCCCGCCCACCCUCCGCCGCCCGCACCGCCAUCCUGGAAGCACCUCGCGCCGCCCGAAUGGCACGCAGCCCCAUACGGUGCAUCGCUGGCGAUGGUGCAGGCGGGCGGCAGCGACGUGCGCAUCUGGGACGUGCGGGACGGGGGCGUGGCGGUGAGCAUGCAGACGGAGGGCGCGGUGGAGCGCAUGGCGAGCUGCUCUCCUAUUCUGUGGCUGGACGAGGAGCGCCUCGUCGUCGUGGAGGAGGGCGGCAGCGUGGGGCUGUGGCACGUGGCGGGUGGCGAGGCAGUGCUGUUCCACCACGUGCAGCUGCUGGACCCGUGGGGCGAGGCUGAGCGCGUGUGCGCCGUUGCUGUCAUGCCGGGGCGGCGCUGCAACAAGCGCCUCUUCCCCUCGCUGUCAGUGCUGCUGCCUGAGCUCAUUGCACUGUGCCUACUGCAUCCAUCGCUGCGUCAUUCGCUCAACCCCUUUUUUCCUUCUUCUCACUCUUGUGGUGCUCGACCUUUGCCAUUCUCCAUCCUCCCCCCACCACCCCACUCAUCUGCGCCCCCCACUCAUCUGCGCCCCCCACUCAUCCCCGCCCCCCACUCAUUCCCCAUCUGCCCACCCCCCCACCCUCCACCACCACUCCCAGACGCCAUGUGUUUCGCGGGCACGUCUCUCUUUGUGGCGCUGCCCUCGCUGCCGCAUGAAGACUUUGCCGCCGUGCAGGUCCCCACCCGACCCUCCCUCCCACCCCCUGUCCGCACGGCCCUACAGCGCAUAGAGUGCAUCAGCGGGCGGGAGGGUGAGCGGUACCACCUGGACUCGCACGUGCCGCGCGCCAGCAGAGGGCCGCUGCUCGCCGUGCGCGUGCACGCCGGGCGGCUGUUUGCACUGCAUGCGGGCGGCGUGCACGUGUUCCGCCUGCACCGGGCGGCGCAGCGGGGCGGAGGAGCGGGGGCAGGCAGGGGUGCGGGCGGGGAUGGGGGGUAUGAGGUGCGGGGGCGGGGUUACCUGCAGCAAAGGGCAGGGCAGGGGAGGAGAGGUAGAGACAGAUGUGGGAGUGCAAUGGCGGGCAUGGCAGCAGCGACCACGCAAGCCCCUGUGCAGAGAGCGGUUGAGUGCGGUGCGACGGUGACGGGAAGAGAGAGCGGAGGGGCAGAGAAAGAAGCAGCGGUGGUGCUCCGUCCCCAGGCAUGGCACAGUGGUGCUGCUGAGGGGUCUGAGGGCUCACCCGGCAAUGAGGGGCAGCAGGGAAGAGAGAGCGGUUAUGGAAGGGAGGAGGGGUAUGAAACAGAGGAGGGUGUGGAUGGGCAGGAGGGUGAAGGGGGGCAGGAUGGCAUUGCGAGGGCCGUGGAGUGUGACAGCGGUGGUGGUGGAGAUGGUGGUGGAGUGGGCAGUGGGGGGAGCGAGGGGGUGGAGGAGCGGAGGCUGGUGGGGGUGGUGGGCAGGCGGGUGAAUGGGCUGCUGCACCCGGCCAUGGAUGUGGUUGGGGAUAGGCUGCUGCUCGUCUCUGCUAACCACCCGCCAUGUCUGUAUUCAUGUCCCUGA
Messenger RNA from Closterium sp. NIES-65, 3336 nucleotides. NCBI's taxonomy places the organism in Eukaryota, Viridiplantae, Streptophyta, Zygnematophyceae, Desmidiales, Closteriaceae. The record is from the annotation of a GenBank genome assembly.